This is a messenger RNA of Phyllotreta striolata, 1047 nucleotides long. The record is from the annotation of a GenBank genome assembly. NCBI's taxonomy places the organism in Eukaryota, Metazoa, Arthropoda, Insecta, Coleoptera, Chrysomelidae.
AUGCCACAGCAAUUCAUCAAGGUAAAAGAAAAUCCCGGAAAUGUAUCAAAGGCCGAGUUUACUACCACAGUUAAAACGCAAGACUGGGAUUCGAAUUCGAAUUUAUCAAAUUCAAUUGGAGACAUUUGCCGAAUAUGCCACUGUGAAGCAGACACAGACAAUCCUUUGCUAAGUCCUUGUUAUUGUUCUGGAAGCCUGAAAUACGUCCAUCAAACCUGCUUGAGGCAAUGGCUAGCGGCAUCGGACACAAGAUCUUGUGAAUUAUGCAAAUUUAAUUUUAUCCUGCAUACAAAAAUCAAGCCAUUCUCGGAGUGGCGGAUUUUGGAAAUGACUAGUGUCGAAAGAAGAAGACUCCUUUGUGCCAUUCUCUUCCAUUUUGUAGCGGCUGUGUGCGUUAUAUGGUCAUUAUUUGUAUUGAUCGAUCGAGCAGCCGAAGAAGUGAGAAAAGGACUGAUAGCUUGGCCUUUUUGGACCAAAUUACUGGUCGUUUCCGUCGGAUCGACGGGGGGAGUUGUAUUUAUGUACAUACAAUGUAGGCAGUACUUACAUCUAUUUUCCCGAUGGAAAGCGCACAAUCGUAUAAUCCUCGUACAAAACGCUCCUGAAAAGCAAGCCGCACCGCCGUCGUCGCCGUAUUGUCAACGGGACGUUAAGCACCAAGUUCCGACUCAGAUAGUCACAGUAGCGGAAUAUAAUCAACCGUCGUCGAUAACGAAUUCGAAUUCCCAAAGCGAAAUGCAGAUGUGUUACGUCUUCGAAAACGAAUGUAAGGUAAAGUGUUGCAGAAGUAGCGCAUCGUCGAUUCAAAAAGCCGAUGUGCACGUGGAGGACCUUUGUGAAACACCGAAAAACGAAAAAAGCUCAAAUAAGGAUUCGCCCGAUUUAUCUAGAAGUAACAUACUAGCGUUAGACAUCGAGUGCCCUUCUAGUAGUAGAAAAAAAUAUUCGCUACAAAAUUCUUUAAAGACUGAAAUAGUGAAAAAUAGGAGCUGUGUUUUUAAAUCUUUGCCUAAUUUAAGUACCAGUAGCGAAAAUUUACUGUUGUAA